AUGGAUUCCCACUCGAGUGCGACCGCAGACAUUGCGGCAGCCGUCCGCAGGUUCCAUGAGCUCAAGAAGCCUUUUCGCAUCUACCAUGGCUCGACAAGCAGUACACGCCAACGACGUACCGAUCACUCCAAUGUUGUUGAUAUUUCAGGUCUCAACAAUAUCCUCUCCAUCGACGAAUCUCGAAUGACAGUCCUCGUGGAGCCCAACGUCCCAAUGGAUACACUGGCCCGACACACCCUAAAGCACAAUCUGAUACCUCUUGUUGUCAUGGAGUUCCGUGGAAUUACCGCCGGUGGGGGGUUUUCCGGGACAUCUGGAGAAUCCAGCUCGUUCAAGUACGGGUUCUUCGAUCGAACGGUGAAUUUCAUCGAGAUAAUCCUGGGCAACGGUGAGCGAGUGACCGCCUCCCGCACCGAAGAGCCCGAUCUCUUCUGGGGCGCCGCCAGCAGCUUUGGCACAAUGGGUGUGGUGACUCUGCUUGAGAUCCAGUUGCGUUAUGUCGGGCCGAAUCCGCACCUGGAGCUGGAGUAUUUGUUUACUAAUAGCAUGGAGGAAGCACUUGCCAAGAUGCAAGACUCUGUGUUGGAUCCUAACUUGGAAUAUCUCGAUGGAAUUGUGUUCAGCAAGGAGGAAAUCCUCAUCUGCAAGGGCCGUAUUGCACAGAACAAGGGCAGCGACUAUCCUACUCACCGAUUUACACGUCCGGAGGAUGAGUGGUUUUACAUCCAUGCGCAGAGUCGCAUGCAGGAAGCAAAGCUGUCUGAGAAAGCGAUCGUCGACUAUAUCCCGCUGGAAGACUACCUUUUCCGAUACGAUCGAGGCGCGUUCUGGGGCGGGAAGUACUCGUACGAGUACUUCUUCGUCCCAUUCACCCGGUGGACUCGCUGGCUCUUCGACACCUGUAUGGGCACCCGCAUGAUGUACCACGCCCUCCAUGAGAGUGGUUUGGCCAAUCAAUAUAUCGUCCAGGAUGUGGGCAUUCCUUAUGGCAAGGCGAGUGAGUUUGUGGACUGGCUGGAUUCUAAGGAAACAUUUGGCCAUUACCCUCUGUGGCUCUGUCCGCUCCGCGUACAGUCGGCAGGUGAAGGAGGAGGCCUACUAACAGCAAAACGGGACACCGCGACAAGGGACACCAGUGAUACUGUUGGCGAAGACUUUCUAAUGAACUUUGGCAUUUGGGGGCCUGGACCAACCGACCGUCGGCGGUUCAUCGAUCGCAAUCGCCGGCUGGAGCAGAAGGUCCAUUCGCUCGGCGGGAAAAAGUGGUUGUACGCACACACGUAUUAUACCGAAGAGGAGUUCUGGUCGAUCUACGAUCGCAAGUCAUAUGAUGCCCUCAGAGGGAGAUACCAUGCUGAUAAUCUCCCUUCCUUGUAUGAGAAGGUGCGUGUGGAGCUGGAGAACCCGUCCGCUUCCUGGUCAGACUGGUUCUGGAGUAUCAGGCCUUUCGCGGGGUGGUAUGGAGCAUGGAAGGCCGUUUCCGGAGGAGAUUACCUGAUGAGAAGUAGUUAA
Aspergillus pseudonomiae is the source of this 1512-nucleotide messenger RNA. RefSeq names its product FAD-binding oxidoreductase. Gene Ontology annotation, molecular function: FAD binding; Delta24(24-1) sterol reductase activity. Lineage: Eukaryota; Fungi; Ascomycota; Eurotiomycetes; Eurotiales; Aspergillaceae. Gene Ontology annotation, biological process: steroid metabolic process. The transcript has a single exon. The record is from RefSeq and is a predicted model, not a curated record. The coding region runs from base 1 to 1512 and encodes 503 amino acids. Gene Ontology annotation, cellular component: cytoplasm; membrane.